Messenger RNA from Closterium sp. Naga37s-1, 995 nucleotides. The record is from the annotation of a GenBank genome assembly. NCBI's taxonomy places the organism in Eukaryota, Viridiplantae, Streptophyta, Zygnematophyceae, Desmidiales, Closteriaceae.
ACGCGUGUGCCACCGUGGAUUGCGGGUCAGUCGCCUUCUGCUCUGCGGCCGAUGAUGGCAGCACGGAGUGCCUGUGCGACGGGGGUUAUGUCUUCAACGUAACAGACAAGACAUGCAAUGAUCCGUGCGCGGAUGUGGCGGUGCAGUGUCCAGCGAGGGCGGAGUGCGUGGCGAGGAGGGGCAAGGCGGAGUGCGAGUGCGAGAUGGGGUACAUCCUGCAGAACAACACCUGCACUGAUGGGCUGCUGCAGACGCAGGUGGAGGUGGAGGGGCUCACCUACCUCGCGCUCCUCACCUUCCACAGCCCCGUGCCCAUGGCGCACGCCACUGGCGCCAUGGCGUGCAGCCACGUGGGUGAUCUGGGCGGGGGCAGCAGCACGCGGAUCAGCGUGGAGUGGAAGUCGGUUGGCGUGGACACUGUGGGCACCGGCAUGUGCAAGAGCCUCUCGUUUCACUCCGACCCCGGCUGUGCGGACAAGGCAGGAUUGACCAUCGCGCGCCCUGCCAUGGUCGGCGGUGCCUUCCCCGUCACAAAAAGGACUGUGAAAGCAACCCCACCGCAGUCAAUCAGCUGUGAAAUCGCCACGUGUCACAAGGACUGCGGCUCUGCACAGUGCGUGGUGAGGGACGGCGUGUCUGAGUGCAAGUGCCCCUGGAGCCAGGUGUUCGACGAGGCGCACAAGCGCUGCACCAGCAAGUCGCCCGGCCCCACCCCUGACCCAAACCCUAGCGGAGGCGCGGACCCGUGUGAGGCAGUGAAGUGUGCGAGGAACUCGCAGUGCGUGGUGAGGAACGGGCAGCCCGUGUGCGAGUGUGAUGCUGGCUACACCAAGGCCAACAAGGGCCUCUGCACUGGUGAGAUCUACAAGGGUUCUGUUAUUUUUUCUGAUUGUCUCCGCACGAGCUCCAGAGGCAGCCCCACACCUAGAGGCAGCCCCACACCUAGAGGCAGCCCCACACCUAGAGGCAGCCCCACACCUAGAGGCAGCACAUGA